Molecule: messenger RNA, 1765 nt
Organism: Populus euphratica (Euphrates poplar)
Lineage: Eukaryota; Viridiplantae; Streptophyta; Magnoliopsida; Malpighiales; Salicaceae
Product: zinc finger protein CONSTANS-LIKE 15-like
Exons: 4
Coding region: 106-1650 (514 amino acids)
Molecular function (GO): protein binding; zinc ion binding
Source: RefSeq, a predicted model, not a curated record
UCAUGUCUAAAAGAAAAAAAUAUCUUCUUCCUCCUCCACUCCCAGAACGACACGCUCUCUUCCUCGUUACUCUUUAGGGCUUCGCCUUUCCCAAGCGCAUCAAAGAUGGUUACUCACAAAUCAAAAACCAAAGAAACAGUACCGUGUGAUUUCUGCAGUGAACAAGCAGCAGUUCUCUACUGCCGAGCUGACUCCGCUAAACUUUGUUUAUUCUGCGACCAACAUGUCCACUCCGCAAACCUCCUCUCGCGAAAGCAUGUCCGCUCGCAGAUCUGCGACAACUGCAGCUCGGAGCCGGUUUCUUUCCGCUGCUCAACUGACAAUUUGGUACUUUGUCAAGAGUGCGAUUGGGACGCUCACGGUAGUUGUUCCGUGUCUGCUUCACACGAUCGUACUACUGUUGAAGGGUUUUCUGGUUGUCCCUCCGCCCUUGAUUUGGCUUCCAUCUGGGGUUUUGAUUUGGAAGAGAAGAAACCGGAGCCGUUGAUUGAAAAUUGGAGUAAUAAUAGUUGUGGGGCCAUUCAUGAUUUGGUAAAUGAGCCUUGGGUUUAUGAUAAAUCCAGUGGUAAUUUGACUUUUCAAGACUUGAUGGUGCCUAAUGAAAACAAUAAUAAUGGUAAUAGGAAUAUUGACAAUGUUAUGGUUUUUGGAAAUGUGACCAAGAGCCCAAGUUGUGGGAAAUAUAAGCAUGUGAUAUAUAAGCAGUUGUUUGAGUUGUUUAAGAGGGAUUUGAUGGGUGAUGGUGUUGAGAGCGAGGGUUGUGGUUUUGGUGAUGGCGAGGGUUGUGGUUUUGGCGGUGGUGAUGGUGGAGGAGAGACUUUGGUGACGCAGAGUAGAAGCGGAUGGCGGAGUGGUGUGAAGGGAGUGCAAUUUGGGAACCGGAAUGAUGGGGGUUUUGGGGAUGAUAAUGCUAUUGUUUGUGGUGAUAAUGGUAGUGGUGGUAAUGUUAGAGGUGAACAAUUGCUGCAGGAACAAAGGCCGUUUACUUCUUUGCUUAUGCUGCCGACGGAGGUGGAUGUCAAGUCUAAUGGGAGAGUUGUUGGUGGGGAUAUAACGUGGGAUAGCAAUGCCAAAGCUCAUGACACUCAGGUAUGGGACUUUCAUUUAGGGCAACUGAGGAAUCAUGAUGAAUCUGGCCAGUUAGAAAUUGAAUAUGUUGCAAAUGAUGCAGGAUUUGUGAUCAAGGAUUUUGGUGAACUAAUGAAAGAAACAUCGUCAACUAGCCCAAAAAUGUUGGGAGACAUGUACCAGAUGAAUUGUACCACUGCGCAUGAUGAUAUGACGUCAUUUAAUAACAACUUAAACAACCCAUCAUCCAGCCAGGGCCCAGCAACAUCUGAAAGUAACAACCUUCCUAUAGUACGAUCGGGUUUUAGUAAACCAGGAUGUUCAAGUAGUUCUAAUGAUGUCCAGUUCAUGGAACAGUCUAUUCUCAUAAGAGGUGAAGGCUUGAAAAUGGAAGCAGCAACCAAGGUUGGCAUGGAGCUGCUGGCCAGGAAUCGAGGCGAUGCCAUGCAGCGAUACAAGGAGAAGAAAAAAACCAGAAGAUAUGAUAAGCACAUACGCUAUGAAUCAAGAAAGGCGAGAGCUGAUACUAGGAAGCGAGUGAAAGGUCGAUUUGUGAAGACAACUGAAGCUCCUGACAGUUGAAUUCAUGCCUAGUUAGAUUUCCUUGAUCUCAUUGUAAAUAUUCUUUAAAUUUGUCUCACAGUGAAUGUACAAUUCUCAGUAUCUUUUUUGCGCUCCUGUGCAUUGUUCUUGAUCA